Messenger RNA from Mizuhopecten yessoensis (Yesso scallop), 1249 nucleotides. Its product is annotated as prolyl 4-hydroxylase subunit alpha-1-like. Gene Ontology annotation, biological process: peptidyl-proline hydroxylation to 4-hydroxy-L-proline. The annotation marks the transcript as partial. Gene Ontology annotation, molecular function: iron ion binding; procollagen-proline 4-dioxygenase activity; protein binding. Lineage: Eukaryota; Metazoa; Mollusca; Bivalvia; Pectinida; Pectinidae. The record is from RefSeq and is a predicted model, not a curated record. Gene Ontology annotation, cellular component: endoplasmic reticulum. The transcript has 10 exons.
GUUGUAGCGGAUGACUGCUUUGAGUUGGGUCGUGUGGCCUAUCACGACUUAGACUAUUACCAUACAUCGCUGUGGAUGGAGGUGGCCCUCAGUAAACUAGACAAGGAAAUCAACAAGACUGUCCAUCGUAAGGACAUCCUUGACUACCUCUCCUUUUCUGUGUACAAAGAAGGAAACCUGAAUUAUGCCCUGACAUUGACAGAGGAACUACUGACUCUAGCCCCUGAUAACACCCGUGCCCAGAACAACAAACGCUACUACAAAAAGAUGCUAAAUGACCGUGCCAUUGAAUCACAUCAACUUGCGAGUCAGCGGGGCGAGAUUGGGGUGGAGGAUACAGAGGAGGAAAUCAAACAUGAGCGCAAACUUGACGACUACCGUAACUCAGAGGAGUUUGCCACUUACGAAAAACUCUGCCGGGGAGAAGAUACUCAGGUUAGUGUAAACUGGGCAAGUAUCCUGUUUUCUGAGUUAGCAACCCCUAGGCUGAAUACAGCAACAGUUCGAAAUCCUCAGACAGGAGUGAUAGAAACAGCCAGUUAUAGAAUCAGCAAAAGUGCCUGGUUAAAAGAUGAAGAUGACCUUGCUAUAAGGCGAGUAAACAGUAGAAUUGAAGCAGCCACUGGCUUAGACAUGUCAACUGCAGAAGAUUUACAAAUUGCUAAUUAUGGCCUUGGUGGACAUUAUGAGCCUCAUUUUGAUUUUGCCAGGAAAGAAGAAAAACAUGCAUUCAAGAGUUUAGGAACCGGGAACAGGAUAGCAACGUGGCUCACCUACAUGAGUGACGUCAAAGCUGGAGGAGCUACAGUGUUUCCUUACAUUGGGGUUAAAAUCUUCCCUGAAAAGGGUGGAGCAGCAUUCUGGUACAACUUAUAUAAGAGUGGGGAAGGUAUAUAUGACACACGACACGCUGCAUGUCCUGUGCUGGUCGGAACCAAAUGGGUAUCUAACAAAUGGAUUCAUGAAAAAGGCCAGGAGUUCCGGCGGCGAUGUGGUCUCAAUCCUGAUGAGUAACAGAAAUGGAAAUGAAGCAUUUGUGUUGUGUCACCGUCAUGAUUACCUCACGUCUCCAUUGGCCCAUUCAUCAUCAUUCAUCAGUAUUUAUAGAGUAUCGCAGAUAAUGUACCCAAAUUUAUGUUCUUCUGAACUCAACCCAAAACAGAUGUUCACACAUGUAAAUGAUGUAGAUGUUUUGUAUGUACAUGGUGUUUUGUAUGUACACAGUGUUUUGUAUGUACAGUGUUUUGUA